AAUUUAAUGUAAACUUUUGCCUGUAAUAUUAGUGAAAUGUACGCAUUAUUCUAAAAGGAACCACUGCAAAUGUGUUAAACAUUGUGUGCUCAUCCUUAUGCUAGUCUGUCUGGAAACGAAACUUAUGACAUCGUUACGUCAACUCCAUUUUUUUUCCUGUUCAGACCAAAGUAGCAACAUACAUUUAGAUUUGGUUCUUUUAAGAAACAAACGUCUGAAGGGAAUUAAGAACUGAAAAUAAUAAUGCAGUGGCUCUUUCAUUUGCGGUCUGUCCUGAGCUGCAGCUGCUGCUAACAUCUACUUACAGGAGUUAUGUUCACGCCUGGUAAAGAAAAACUAUCAGGUAUCAGCUUUGGUGGCUUUAGCUUUGAACCUCCAGCAAGUACAACUAAACCCUUAAGUUCUAAUGGAUUGACAACACUCACAGCAGCUCCAACUACUUCAGUCCAACCUGCUUUUGGCACAACAACUCUCACCAGAGAUGAUAACAGCAAAGUCACAAAUAGUUCAGAGACAAGGGAACCAAAACCUCAGUUCACAUUCUUGGGAGGUCAACUGAAGUUGGAAUCUCCAUGGAGAAACAUGGACUGGACAGAAGAGCGAAGGACAAGCUUGAUGGAGACAAUCACCUCCUACAGACCGAGCUGCGGGGAGGUGCCUCAGGCCCGGGUUCUCCUCCUGGGCCCGGUCAGUUCUGGAAAGUCGAGCUUCAUCAGUUCAGUCCAGUCUGUGUUUAAUGGAAGAGUCACCAACCGGGCCAUGGUGGGCUCCUUCUCAUCCGGUUUUACCAAAAAGCUGCAGUCCUUCAACAUUCGGGGUAAGAAGGGUGAGGAUCAUACUGGGCUGGUGCUGUGUGAUACCAUGGGUAUGAGUGAAGACGGGAUGACCGGACUGACUCUUCAUGACAUCCUGUUAGUCGUUAAAGGCCAUGUUCCUGAAGGACACAAGUUUAGCCCAGACCAGCCAGUCUCCGCCUCAGAAACUGUGGGCUAUGUGAAGAGGCCGAGCCUUAAAGACAAAGUCCACUGUGUUGCCUUUGUGGUGGACGCCUCAAAAAUCACAACUUACCCCAAAGGCCUGAGCACCACAUUUAAACAGCUCAGAAAGCACAUCAGUGACCUGGGUGUUCACCAGGUGGCGCUGCUCAGCCACGUGGACCAAGUUUGUUUGCAAACAGCCAAAGAUGUCACUGGUGUUUAUGAGAGCCGCACAAUUCAGGAUGUGAUGGGUAAAGCCGCCGCUCUGUUGGGCAUGUCCACCUCCUACAUCGUUCCAGUGAAAAACUACUCGUCAGAGCUGGACCUGGAUGUGAACACAGAUGUGCUGCUUCUCAGUGCUGUUGAUCACAUCCUGCAGUAUGCUGACCUGUAUUUCCAGGACAACGCACCACAGAACAAAGAGCUCAAGACAGUCCUGGAGCUCUGAUUUCUGAGCAUUUAGAUUAGGAGCAUCAUUUAAUUGCUCCUGUUUCAAUUUGUUAGAGAAGAGAGUUUUCAUUUGUAACAGAAACUUGUGUUUCUGUUGUUUUUGACAUAAAAAAACAAAAGGUGUAAAGCACAUCAACAUGCUAUACAUAGGAACUUUAAACAGUCUUGUUUUGUUUCUAAGUGAUAAAACUGACUCUACGCUUUACAUUCUGUAUGUGAGACUGAUAUAUUUUUUAACCAGUCUUUGGGCUUCUUUAUUAAAAUGUUUUACAUUCACCAA
Molecule: messenger RNA, 1707 nt
Organism: Oreochromis aureus
Lineage: Eukaryota; Metazoa; Chordata; Actinopteri; Cichliformes; Cichlidae
Product: interferon-induced protein 44-like
Exons: 9
Coding region: 313-1425 (370 amino acids)
Source: RefSeq, a predicted model, not a curated record